CCGAUCUGAUGAUGAUUCCGGGUCAGCAUCAGGUUCUGGAUCUGGUUCAAGCUCUGGAAGCAGUAGUGAUGGAAGCAGCAGUCAGUCAGGCAGCAGUGACUCUGACUCUGGUUCAGAGUCAGGCACUCAGUCAGAAUCGGAGUCUGACACCUCUAGAGAGAAGAAACAAAUUGAAGCUAAACUGCCCAAAGUUGAUGGAUCUGAGUUUUGGAAGUCUAGUCCAAGUAUACUUGCUGUGCAAAGAUCAGCAGUGCUCAAGAAACAGCAGCAACAACAAAAGGUCACUUCAUCAGACAGUGGUUCAGAAGAGGAAUCAUCAAGUAGUGAAGAUUCUGCAGAUGACUCAUCCAGUGAAACCAAGAAGAAAAACCAUAAAGAUGAAGACUGGCAAAUGUCGGGAUCAGGGUCAGUAUCGGCAACUGGUUCCGAUUCUGAAUCAGAGGAAGAUAGGGAGAAGAGCAGUUGUGAAGAGAGUGAGUCUGACUAUGAACCCAAAAACAAGGUCAAAAGCCGGAAACCUCCAAGCAGAAUUAAGACCAAAAGUGGGAAAAAGAGUGCAGGACAGAAAAAGAGGCAACUUGAUUCAUCAGAGGAGGAGGAAGAGGAUGAUGAUGAUGAUUAUGAUAAGAGAGGAUCUCGUCGCCAGGCAACGGUCAAUAUUAGUUACAAAGAAGCCGAAGAAACCAAGACAGAUUCUGAUGAUUUGCUGGAAGUUUGUGGAGAAGAUGUCCCACAAACUGAAGAAGAUGAAUUUGAAACUAUAGAGAAGUUCAUGGAUAGUCGAGUUGGCCGAAAAGGAGCCACUGGUGCUGCAACCACCAUCUAUGCAGUUGAGGCAGAUGGUGACCCAAAUGCUGGAUUUGAGAAGUCAAAGGAGCCUGGAGAAAUACAGUAUCUUAUUAAAUGGAAAGGCUGGUCGCACAUCCAUAACACUUGGGAAACUGAGGAAACACUGAAGCAACAAAAUGUUAAAGGGAUGAAGAAACUGGACAACUAUAAGAAAAAAGAUCAAGAAACAAAACGAUGGCUGAAAAAUGCUUCUCCGGAAGAUGUGGAAUAUUAUAACUGCCAGCAGGAGCUUACAGAUGAUCUACAUAAACAGUAUCAGAUAGUGGAAAGAAUAAUUGCUCAUUCAAAUCAGAAAUCAGCAGCUGGUUAUCCAGACUACUAUUGUAAGUGGCAGGGUCUGCCUUAUUCAGAAUGUAGCUGGGAAGAUGGUGCGCUCAUUGCCAAGAAGUUCCAGGCACGUAUUGAUGAGUACUUUAGCAGAAAUCAGUCCAAGACCACUCCCUUUAAGGACUGCAAGGUUCUGAAACAAAGGCCAAGGUUUGUUGCACUGAAAAAGCAACCAUCUUACAUUGGAGGACAUGAAAGUUUAGAGUUAAGAGAUUAUCAGUUAAAUGGAUUGAAUUGGCUUGCUCACUCAUGGUGCAAAGGGAAUAGCUGCAUUCUUGCAGAUGAAAUGGGUUUGGGUAAAACAAUACAAACAAUUUCUUUUCUGAAUUACCUGUUUCACGAGCAUCAACUCUACGGGCCUUUCUUGCUGGUCGUGCCACUCUCUACCUUGACUUCAUGGCAAAGAGAGAUUCAAACUUGGGCUCCUCAGAUGAAUGCUGUAGUUUACUUAGGAGAUAUAACUAGCAGAAAUAUGAUAAGAACGCAUGAAUGGAUGCAUCCACAAACAAAACGAUUAAAAUUUAACAUACUUCUAACAACAUACGAAAUUCUGCUGAAGGAUAAGUCAUUCCUUGGUGGUCUGAAUUGGGCGUUCAUAGGAGUUGACGAAGCUCAUCGUUUGAAAAAUGAUGACUCUCUUCUGUACAAGACUUUAAUAGACUUUAAGUCUAACCAUCGUCUUCUUAUUACUGGAACCCCUCUACAAAACUCCCUCAAAGAGCUUUGGUCUUUGUUGCACUUCAUCAUGCCAGAAAAGUUCUCCUCCUGGGAAGAUUUUGAAGAGGAGCAUGGUAAAGGGAGGGAGUAUGGUUAUGCAAGUCUUCACAAGGAGCUUGAACCAUUUCUGCUGAGAAGAGUUAAAAAAGAUGUAGAGAAGUCUUUACCUGCUAAAGUUGAGCAAAUUCUGAGGAUGGAAAUGAGUGCGUUGCAGAAGCAAUACUACAAGUGGAUUUUAACAAGGAAUUAUAAAGCCCUCAGUAAAGGUUCAAAAGGCAGUACCUCAGGCUUUUUGAACAUCAUGAUGGAGCUCAAGAAGUGUUGUAACCAUUGCUACCUCAUUAAACCACCAGAUGAUAAUGAAUUCUAUAAUAAACAGGAGGCCUUACAGCAUUUAAUUCGUAGCAGCGGGAAACUGAUACUUCUUGACAAGCUACUGAUUCGUCUGCGAGAACGUGGCAACAGAGUUCUGAUUUUCUCACAGAUGGUGAGGAUGCUGGACAUCCUAGCAGAAUAUCUAAAGUAUCGUCAGUUUCCGUUUCAGAGACUUGAUGGAUCAAUAAAAGGGGAAUUGAGGAAACAAGCACUGGAUCAUUUUAACGCAGAAGGAUCAGAGGACUUCUGCUUUUUACUGUCUACCAGAGCUGGAGGAUUAGGUAUCAACUUGGCAUCUGCUGACACUGUAGUUAUAUUUGAUUCUGACUGGAAUCCACAGAAUGAUCUGCAAGCACAGGCUAGAGCACAUAGAAUUGGACAGAAGAAACAGGUUAAUAUUUAUCGACUAGUCACAAAAGGAUCAGUAGAAGAAGAUAUUCUUGAAAGAGCCAAGAAGAAGAUGGUGUUAGAUCAUUUAGUGAUUCAGAGAAUGGACACUACAGGGAAAACUGUACUACAUACAGGCUCUACUCCUUCAAGCUCAACACCUUUUAAUAAAGAGGAGUUAUCAGCGAUUUUGAAGUUCGGUGCUGAGGAACUUUUUAAGGAACCUGAAGGGGAAGAGCAGGAGCCCCAGGAAAUGGAUAUAGAUGAAAUCCUGAAGAGGGCUGAAACUCGGGAAAAUGAGCCAGGUCCAUUAACUGUAGGAGACGAGUUGCUUUCACAAUUCAAGGUGGCCAACUUUUCCAAUAUGGACGAAGAUGAUAUUGAGUUGGAACCAGAACGAAAUUCAAGAAACUGGGAAGAAAUCAUUCCGGAAGUCCAGCGGCGAAGAAUAGAAGAGGAGGAAAGACAGAAAGAACUUGAAGAAAUAUACAUGCUCCCGAGGAUGAGAAACUGUGCAAAACAGGUGAGUUUUAAUGGAAGUGAAGGGAGGCGCAGUAGGAGCAGAAGAUACUCUGGAUCUGAUAGUGACUCCAUCUCAGAAAGAAAACGGCCGAAAAAACGUGGAAGACCACGAACUAUUCCUCGAGAAAAUAUUAAAGGAUUUAGUGAUGCAGAGAUCAGGCGGUUUAUCAAGAGUUACAAGAAAUUUGGUGGCCCUCUUGAAAGGUUAGAUGCUGUAGCUAGAGAUGCUGAGCUAGUUGAUAAAUCAGAGACAGAUCUUAGACGUUUGGGAGAGCUUGUACAUAAUGGAUGCAUUAAAGCUUUAAAGGACAAUUCAUCUGGACCAGAAAGAGCAGGUGGGAGACUUGGGAAAGUUAAAGGCCCAACAUUUCGAAUCUCAGGAGUACAGGUGAAUGCAAAGCUAGUCAUCUCUCAUGAAGAAGAGUUGGCACCAUUACACAAAUCCAUUCCUUCAGAUCCAGAAGAAAGGAAAAGAUAUGUCAUCCCAUGCCACACCAAGGCUGCUCAUUUUGAUAUAGAUUGGGGAAAGGAAGAUGAUUCGAAUUUGUUAAUAGGCAUCUAUGAAUAUGGUUAUGGCAGCUGGGAAAUGAUAAAAAUGGAUCCUGAUCUCAGUUUGACACAGAAGAUUUUGCCUGAUGAUCCCGAUAAGAAACCCCAGGCAAAGCAGUUACAGACCCGUGCAGACUACCUCAUUAAGUUACUGAAUAAAGACCUUGCAAGGAAGGAAGCACAGAGGCUUGCUGGUGCAGGCAAUUUAAAGAGGAAGAAAACAAGAACUAAGAAGAAUAAGGUGAUAAAGGCUGCAAAAAUAAAAGAAGAAAUAAAAAGUGAUUCAUCAUCACAAGAAUCGGAAAGAUCUGAUGAAGAUGAUGAUGAGGAUAACAAGGUAAGUGAAAUCAAAUCUGAAAGUAAAGAAAAAAUGAAAAAAAUUCCAUUGUUGGAUACUCCAGUUCAUAUUACUGCAACUAGUGAACCAGUUCCUAUAUCAGAAGAAUCUGAGGAACUGGAUCAGAAAACUUUCAGUGUGUGUAAAGAAAGAAUGAGGCCUGUCAAAGCAGCACUGAAACAACUGGAUCGACCAGAGAAGGGCCUUUCUGAAAGAGAGCAGCUGGAACAUACUAGACAGUGCCUAAUCAAAAUUGGGGAUCACAUUACUGAAUGUCUAAAGGAGUACACAAAUCCUGAACAAAUUAAACAGUGGAGAAAAAAUUUGUGGAUUUUUGUGUCUAAGUUUACAGAAUUUGAUGCCAGAAAGCUGCACAAACUGUAUAAACAUGCAAUCAAAAAACGCCAAGAGUCUCAGCAACACAAUGAUCAGAAUAUUAGCAGCAGUGUGAAUACGCAUGUAAUUAGAAACCCAGAUGUGGAAAGACUGAAAGAGAAUACAAACCAUGAUGACAGUAGCAGGGAUGGUUACUCUUCUGAUAGACAUCUGUCACAAUACCACGAUCAUCAUAAAGACAGGCAUCAGGGAGAUGCUUACAAGAAAAGUGACUCUAGGAAAAGGCCCUAUUCAGCUUUCAGCAAUGGAAAAGAUCACAGAGACUGGGAUCACUACAAACAAGACAGCAGAUACUACAGUGAUAGUAAACAUAGGAAGUUAGAUGACUACAGGAGCAGAGACCACAGAUCAAACCUGGAAGGAAGUUUAAAAGACAGCCGGUCUCAUUCCGAUCACCGCUCCCAUUCAGACCACAGGAUACAUUCAGAUCACCGUUCCACUUCAGAGUACAGCCAUCAUAAAUCUUCUAGAGAUUACAGGUACCACUCAGACUGGCAAAUGGACCACAGAGCUUCAGGUAGUGGCCCACGGUCACCAUUAGAUCAGAGGUCUCCUUAUGGUUCAAGAUCUCCCCUAGGACACAGAUCUCCAUUUGAACAUUCAUCUGAUCACAAAAGUACACCUGAACAUACAUGGAGUAGCCGGAAAACAUAACAAAGACUGACAUUUUCUGGACCUUCGUUUAGCCAUAUACAGUAAACUAACACAGUAAUUGCCUUACAUGACUUGAAAGAUACAGACUGGAUAUUCUAUGAGUAGCAGUAUUGUUACUUCUUUCCAGGAUGCAAGGUCUAUUAUCCCAACAGAAGAAAAAUAUUUUUGUAUUUAAAGUUUAUGCUGCACUGUGCUGCAAUUGCUGUGGCACUCUUUUUUAGAAAUGGAAGAUGUUUACUUUUACAGGGACCUCAACACUGCCCCUUUCAGACUGGAUCUUACUAUAAAACUCUUCAAGUCAAAAUGAUUUCAGGCUGAACACAUUUUAAGUUAUGUUUGUAAAUGAACUUUAAACACUGACCUGUGCUCAUAUUUCAGGAACGAAUGGGGAGAUAAUUUUCUUUUGUUUUUUAGUAAAGAACUCUGAAGGACUUUGUUCACUUUCCAAAGCUAUUUGUUUACAUUGUACACUGCGACCACCUUGCCGCUUUUCAUCACAAGCUUGAAUAUUUAAAAUCUGUACCUAUAACUGUAAAAUAGCCAGGAUUUUUCCUGUUUGUGAUCAGUUAUAAUGCCUUUUUACAAAACAAACAAAAUAAUAAUAAUUAAAAAAACAGAACACAAAAAAUGGCUGUAAAUUAUUGUAAAUUAAUUAAAUGAGCUUUU
This is a messenger RNA of Apaloderma vittatum (bar-tailed trogon), 5779 nucleotides long. RefSeq names its product chromodomain helicase DNA binding protein 1 (gene CHD1). The transcript is spliced from 34 exons. The annotation marks the transcript as partial. NCBI's taxonomy places the organism in Eukaryota, Metazoa, Chordata, Aves, Trogoniformes, Trogonidae. The record is from RefSeq and is a predicted model, not a curated record. Gene Ontology annotation, biological process: nucleosome organization; regulation of transcription by RNA polymerase II. Gene Ontology annotation, cellular component: nucleus; chromatin. Gene Ontology annotation, molecular function: DNA binding; ATP binding; ATP hydrolysis activity.